AUGGAGUCCCCUUACCAACUUUUCGUGUUCGGAGACCUUAACUAUGAUUUCGAACCCAGCUUGGUAGCUCUCUGCGGAUUGCAAGAUGAUGCACAGCUCACAUCGUUCUUUGAGCGCAUUGCAUUUGCCUUGCGUACUCACAUCAGUAGUCUCCCUCUAGCAAAGCGGGCUGCAUUCCCUAAAUUCACUACUUUGAGUGAGCUCCUCGCCAAGUUACGAAGCACCGAUGCUGUGCAUCCAGCGCUCCAGCAGGCCCUCAUAUUGGUGCUGCAGUUUGGCUCCUUUAUAAACCAUUUCACCCAACCAGGGCGCGUAUACCCUACCCAUGCCGAUACUCUUUUGACGGGGCUAUGCACCGGUCUUCUGACAGCAGUCACAAUAAGUUGUUGUUCCUCCCUGUCUGAAUUGGUCCAUUCUGCGGUCGAUUCUGUAGUACUAGCUUUCCGAACUGGUCUGCUUGUCGAGGACGUCCGGGUGAGGAUUGAACAGUCGGCCAGCAAAAGAGACAGUUGGUCUGUGGUUAUACCUGGACUGGAAGAACAUGUUGCCAUUGAAGCCUUGAAGAAGUAUAUCGUUGACAAGGGUAUUCCACAAGCGUCAAGCCCGUAUAUCAGUGCCUACGCCCACAAUGGAAUAACACUCUCCGGACCAUCUAGUGUGCUGGAUGAUAUUCUAUCAUCUGGAUACUUGACGCGUUCGUCUGGACUUAAGACACGAAUCUACACACCCUUCCAUGCACCGCAUCUUUAUGAUGAGUCUAAUGUCGAGGAGAUACUACGAACUAUCUCCAGGGACCGCACUGAGCUCCAGUCCAGUCAAAUUGCUGUUCAAGCUAGCCGCGGUCGGAUAUCUCCUGGCACUGGUAUGGCAUCAUUACUGCGCGUUGCAUUAGAGGAGAUUCUUCUGCAACCCCUUCGUCUUGACACUAUCUUGGAAGGAGUGACGGAGGGGAUACUCAACACUGGAGCGGCAACAUGCAAGAUCGUUCCUGUUGCUACUCCAACCACCAAGACCUUCUUGACCGCCGUUAAAACUGCUGGCAUCCAGGAUGUGGUGGUUGAUAGCUCCAUGAAUGGACCCAGUACCCCCGAGAUCUCCAUGGUGUCCGAAAGUGGGCACCUGGGGAGCUCCAAACUCGCCAUCGUGGGCUACUCAGGCCGAUACCCCGGUGCCAACAGCAACGAAGCUUUCUGGCAACUACUGGAAGAAGCCCGCGACAUGGCCAGUAUUACACCCAAGCAACGAUGGGACGUCAAUACACACGUUGAUCCCACUUUGAAGAAAAAAAACACCAGUGGUACCCCCUUUGGAUGUUGGUUGACCAACCCCGGCCUCUUCGAUGCCAAGUUUUUCGGGAUGAGUCCCCGCGAAGCACCUCAGGUGGAUCCAGCCCAGCGUUUAAGUCUGAUGACUGCAUAUGAGGCGAUGGAGAACGCAGGCAUGGUAUCUGAUGCAACACCUUCAACCCAGCGCGACCGAGUUGGUGUGUUCAUCGGUACUACCAGUAACGACUGGGGAGAGACCAACAGUUCCCAAGAUGUCGAUACCUACUACAUUCCUGGAUCAUGCCGUGCUUUCAUUCCAGGUCGCCAAAACUACUUUUAUAAGUUCAGCGGCCCCAGCUAUAGUGUCGAUACGGCGUGUUCGUCGAGCUUGGCAGCAAUGCAUCUUGCGUGCAAUGCGCUGUGGCGUGGAGAUAUUGAUACAGCUAUUAGCGGCGGGACAAAUGUCAUGACCAAUCCUGAUAUCACAGCUGGUCUCGAUCGCGGAUAUUUCCUUUCGCGAACUGGCAACUGCAAGACCUUCGAUGAUGAUGCUGACGGGUAUUGCCGGGGCGAAGGCGUGGUCAGUAUGGUCAUCAAGCGCCUGGAAGACGCAAUCGCUGAUAACGAUCCCAUCCGUGCCGUCAUACUGGGUGCAUACACCAACCACUCUGCCGAGGCUGAGAGCAUCACCCGGCCACAUGUCGGGGCCCAGAAAGCAAUUUUCGAGCGCAUAUUGACUACCGCUUCAGUCGACCCAGCGACGGUCAGCUACAUCGAGAUGCAUGGAACUGGCACUCAGGCUGGAGACGCCCGUGAAAUGGACUCUGUGCUUUCCACCUUUGCUAAUAAGCCUCGUCAAAAUCCGAUACAUCUCGGAUCGGCGAAGGCCAAUGUCGGCCAUGGCGAAUCUGUCUCUGGAAUCAUCGCCUUGACAAAGGUUUUGAUGAUGAUGGAAAAAAAUGCGAUACCGCCUCACAUUGGCAUUAAGACCAAGAUCAAUCACAGGUUUCCUACCGAUUUGGCGGAGCGGAAUGUCUUCAUUGCCGAUAAACUCACUCCCUGGGUAGGGAGUAAAGAUCAGCCUCGACGCGCCAUGGUGAAUAAUUUUUCGGCUGCAGGAGGGAACAGCUCUGUCUUGGUAGAGGACGCUCCCAGCUGGACUAAGUCAAAAUGUGCUGAAGAUGAUCCCCGAUCAUUCCAUCCCGUGGCUGUCUCGGCAAAGUCCCGGACAGCUCUUCUUGCUGGCAUUCGGGAUCUCAUCUCCUACAUUGAGCGCGAGAGCCCAUCUCUCCCAAGUUUGGGCUACACCACGACCGCUAGAAGAGCACACCAUCGCUAUCGGGUCAUGGUCAGUGGGGCAAAUCUGAAGGAGAUUUCCGCUCAACUGGAGAGAUGCCUCGUUGAGCCUGAACCCCUAUCGGGACCAAGGGUCGCCUCAUCGGUUAUAUUUGCCUUCACAGGGCAAGGAGCUCAGUAUCCAGGCAUGGCCCGAGAAUUACUUAGCUUCCCGUCUUUCCGCAUUGAUAUGGAACAGUUCGAUCGCAUCGCGCAGAAGCAAGGCUUCCCGCCAAUCAUUCCUCUCAUUACCGCUACCAACGGAGAGAUAACGGACUUCGAGCCCCUAGUCGUGCAACUGGCGACGACUUGCUCCCAGAUGGCAAUGGCUAAGCUCUGGCGCUCCUGGGGUAUUGAGCCAGCUGCAGUUAUUGGCCACAGCCUGGGCGAGUACGCAGCCUUGAACGUCGCCGGUGUUUUGUCAGAUGUGGACACCAUAUAUUUGACCGGCAGACGGGCACAACUUCUUCAGGAGAAAUGCUCCCGUGAUACGCAUAGCAUGCUUGCAGUGAGUAUUUCUGUUGAUGAUGCCAGCAACCUCCUGGCUGGUCUGGAAGUUGAGAUAGCCUGCAAGAAUGCUCCGACGGAGGUAGUUUUGAGCGGGACGAGCGUCGCCAUAGAUCAAGCUGAGAAAGUACUCAACCAAGCAGGUGUCAAGAAGAUGACCAGGCUUCGCGUGCCUUACGCAUUCCAUUCAACGCAGGUUGACCCAAUUUUGGAUAUAUUUGAAUCGGUGGCCGCUGGUGUGCAAUUCCAUAAGCCCCAGAUUCCUCUGCUAAGCCCCUUGCUUGGCCACGCCAUUGAGACAGAAGGCAUCAUCAACCCGCGCUACCUUGCUCGUCACGCUCGUGAGCCUGUUGACUUUUCGAAGGCCCUUCAAAGUGCCACACUUGACAGACUAGCCACCGACAAAUCAGUUUGGAUCGAGAUUGGUCCCCAUCCUGUCGUCGUCGGUUUGGUCAAGGCCAAUCUGGGCCCCGUCGCCGUACUACCUACCCUUCAACGCAAGAGAGAUACAUGGAAGGUCUUGACUAGCACACUGAGUACACUCUAUGCAUCCGGCCACACAGUUCAAUGGGGUGAGUACCAUAGAGAAUUUACUAGGUCUCUCGAAGUGCUUCGUCUGCCGAACUACAACUGGGAUCUCACAAAUUACUGGAUGCAGUAUGUCAAUGACUGGUCGCUGUACAAGGGCGAUGCUGCUUUCUUAUCAGGAGCGAAAGCACCCCCAUUGUCUACGACAUGUGUGCAUCGCUUGAUUGAGGAGAAGCAUGACAGUGCUGAGAUCACUGUCGUUGGAGAAUCCGAUCUCCUGCGGGAUGAUCUCGAUCCCUUUGUACGAGGACAUCGCGUCAACGGUGUCGCGCUGUGUACACCCUCGGUCUAUGCUGAGAUGGCACUGGUCCUUGGUGACUACAUUCGCAGUUCUAGCCCCAAAUGGACUGAAUGCUUGGUUGACGUUCAACACAUGGACGUGCAAAAGCCACUCGCGGUCAAGAGCAAAGGGAACGGCCCUCAGCUUCUCCGCUGCCGAGUUACUUUAGACCUCAUUACCGAGAAGGCAUUGGUUCAAUUCUACAGUGUUACCCCUGAGGGUAAGACUUUGGUCAAACAUGCGGAAUGUUCAAUCACAUUUCCCUCCGCUGCGGACGCCGAAGCUGCAGCUCAGGCUUCUGCGAAGGAAAUACUAAAGCACAUGACUGAGCUUCGUCAGGGUAUUGAGGAUAACGACAGGGUGCAAAAGUUGGCCGGUAGUACUGGGUACCAACUCGUUUCCUCUCUGGCAUCUUAUGAUGCUGAAUACAAGGGAGUCAUAGAGGUAGUAAUGGACAGCAAGAAUCUUGAAGCGGUUGCGAAAGUCAAUUGCAACCCAGUCACUGCUCAUGGCCCCAAAGUUGCCGGAAGAUACAAAGUCAAUCCCUAUUUGAUUGAAAAUUUCGGUCAGCCUGCACUUUUCAUCAUGAAUGCAAAUGAUCAUGCCGACCUUGACAAAGAAGUUUUUGUGAACCAUGGAUGGACGUCCCUUCACUUCUACAAAGAGGUGUCGGUCGAGAAGAUCUACCACUCCUACGUUAAAAUGACUGGUCCUAAGGAAGACGGAAUGUACAGUGGUGACAUGACUGUUUUCGACGGCGAUGAGGUCGUUGCCUGCUUCCGCGGUAUCAAGGCCCAGGGUGUCCCUCGCCGACUGAUGGAUUACAUCGUUCGCAUGAGAGAUGAUACUCAGGUUGGCUUGCCCGGACCUACCAACAGUUUGCAACCGGUGCGACCGGCUAAUGGCACCACCCAAAACGGGGCGGCUGAAGCAGCAGUACAGGCCCAGAAUGGGUUAGUCGAAGAGCCUAGUCUCUCGUCUUGGUCUGCUGCACUAAAGAUCAUAUCGGAGGAGAGUGGUGUCCCAGUGGCUGACUUGACAAACGACAAGGCUUUUGCUGAUUUAGGGGUGGAUUCGCUUCUUUCUCUUCUGUGCGCAAGUCGAUUCAGAGAGGAACUGGGUCUCGCUCACGAAUCCACCAUUUUCGAAGAUUAUGCCACAGUGGGUGAGCUUCGCGAUUUCUGGAAGCAGGGAACAACCUCUACGGGCGAUAGAUCCAUUGUGACCGGCAACGAUGCAAUUCUUGACUCCAUGUUCCACCAUGACAACAUCCAGGAUGAUUCUUCAACUUCGCCUAGUACACCAUACGAUUCAGGCUCUUCAGUUGAGGAGGGUAACAUUCCUACUCCUUUGACUGAAAUACUGGCCUUUCUUGGCAAGCCCAAUGCCAAAGCCAGCUCUCUCCUGUUGCAGGGGAAUCCUGCUUCAUCCACCACCAGCAAGACACUGUUCCUUCUCCCUGAUGGCUCGGGCUCAGCGUCGUCGUAUGGAUCACUCCCAACCAUUGACCCUUCCCUUGCAGUUGUUGCUCUCAACUGCCCAUACAUGAAGGAGCCGUCAUCGUACCCAGUCGGCAUUGAACAUGUCGCUAGUCUUUACGUCAAGGAGAUUAAGCGUCGUCAACCAUGCGGUCCAUAUGCUCUGGGCGGCUGGUCAGUCGGUGGCAUUUUUGCUUAUCACUGUGCCCAGCUGCUAGCUGAGGAGGGCGAGGUCAUCUCCGAUCUCGUGUUACUCGAUUGUCCAGUUCCACGUGGCUUGGAUCAUCUCCCCAAGAGAUACUUCGACUAUUGCGAUAAGAUUGGUCUCCUUGGAGUCGUCCACUCCGGGACUGGUGAACGCAAGGCUGUACCUCCAUGGUUGAUUCCACAUUUCGAGGCAUGUGUUAACAGUCUCCACGAUUAUCAUGCCUCUAUAUUCGAGCCAGAGCAUUCGGCGCCCACCACACAUGUCAUUUGGGCCUGUGACUCGAUCGACGCACAUGUAGAUGACAAGUUCGAGCAUCGCGACGAUGAUCCAGAGGGUCUCAAAUUUUUGACAGUGGCUCGGCAAGAUUACGGACCCUGUGGUUGGGAGACGUUAUUACCUGAGGCCAAGAUGCGCUUUGCACGGGUUCGUGGUGCCAAUCAUUUCUCAAUGAUGAAGGGAGAUCUGGCAGCAAAUCUGAGCGAAAUCAUCAAGCAUGCGCUUAUGGAUUAA
Molecule: messenger RNA, 6171 nt
Organism: Penicillium pulvis
Lineage: Eukaryota; Fungi; Ascomycota; Eurotiomycetes; Eurotiales; Aspergillaceae
Product: type I polyketide synthase
Exons: 4
Coding region: 1-6171 (2056 amino acids)
Biological process (GO): fatty acid biosynthetic process
Molecular function (GO): fatty acid synthase activity; 3-oxoacyl-[acyl-carrier-protein] synthase activity
Source: RefSeq, a predicted model, not a curated record